This is a messenger RNA of Plectropomus leopardus (leopard coralgrouper), 3293 nucleotides long. It is a transcript of the gene gpc3, whose product is annotated as glypican 3. Gene Ontology annotation, cellular component: extracellular region; plasma membrane; cell surface. Gene Ontology annotation, biological process: regulation of protein localization to membrane; positive regulation of canonical Wnt signaling pathway; cell migration. NCBI's taxonomy places the organism in Eukaryota, Metazoa, Chordata, Actinopteri, Perciformes, Serranidae. The record is from RefSeq and is a predicted model, not a curated record.
GAGGCUCAACCGAGAGGGCUUCCCAAGCGGACGGAGCGCAGAGGAGAAAGAAGAAGAAGAAGAAGCGCGAGGAUGCUGAUCAGUGCCGAGCCGCGAGCUGCAGCUUCACCUCAUCAGCGCAAACACAGGAUGCUCCUGUAACUUCUAAUGUGUUGAAGUUCUGUUUGUUGCUAUAUUCAGUCCGGGUUUGGUGUCUGCUCCGCCUGCCAUGCUCGCUCUAUCAGUCCACGGUGCGCUUUUUCUGUGCGCCUUCCUCCAGCUGUUCUCCCUGCCUGGCGGACAGGUGCCGACCUGCCAGGAGGUGCGCGCGGUGUUCCAGUCUUUGCAUCCGGGCUCCAAGUGGGUCCCCGAAAACCCGGUGUCAGGUGCGGAUCUGCAGGUUUGCCAAACCAAAGGCCCGACCUGCUGUUCCAAGAAAAUGGAGGAGCGGUAUCAGGUAGCUGCACGCAGCAACAUGGAGUCUGGUCUGCAGGUUGUCAGCGCUCAACUCAAACGUCUAAUCAUCCAGAACGCCGCCAUAUUCCAAGAGGCCUUUGAUCUGGUGCUGCGUCACGGCCGCAACUCCACCCUGUCCAUGCUGAAGACAGAGUUUCCAGCUCUUGGGAGUGGAGCCCAGAGCUCUGUGGGGCAGCUCUUCUUGGACAUGUCACUCUACAUCCUGGGCUCAGACUCCACCGUGGACCACAUGGUGGCUGUGCUCUACGGUCGCCUCUUCCCUCUGGCUUACCGCCGCCUGCUGGGCGGCAGUGUAUCCUCUGCGUCUGAGGAGUGUGUAAGAGGAGCCUGGAAGGAGUCAGGAGCAUUUGGCCCUUAUCCCAAACUGAUGAUGACCCGUCUGUCUCGCUCCCUCCUGGCCACACGAGUCUUCCUGCAGGCGCUGAACCUGGGCAUCGAAGUUGUCAACACCACCGACCACCUGCGGCCCGGCCGGGACUGUAGCCGGGCCCUGCUGAGGCUGUGGUACUGCCCACACUGCCAGGGCAUGCUGGGGCCGCCAGCCUGCAGAGGCUUCUGUCAGGCUGUGAUGCAGGGCUGCCUGGGGGGGGCGGCCGAGGUGCAGCCCCACUGGAGGAGCUACGUAGACGGAUUGGGGAAGCUGGCUGGUGCCAUGAGGGGAGAGCAGGACAUGGAGGCUGUGGUUAUUAGACUGCCUUCAAUGAUCAAACUGGCUCUCAAGCACGCUGUGAACGCCCGCACCCGCCUCACUGCCCUGGUGAGCGGGAUGUGUGGACACACUCCUCAGCGGGCCUCCCGCUCAGUCGGAUCCCCUCCUCCACAGCCUCCCGCUGCCUCCGCAGCCCGCAACACUCAGCCCUCAUCCUCGGACUCUGAUGAGACUUUGGCUGGGCUCCGCAGGGAGUUCAUAUCCAACCUGAAAGGCUUCAGCUCCUUCUACAGUGGUCUUGGGGAGGCGCUGUGCAGCCGUGAGCCUGCUCCAGCAAACCACUCCCUCUGCUGGAAUGGGCAGGAGAUGACAGACAGGUUUUCCGGGCCUGGCCUGAAGCGAGCGCAUCCUGGCUCAGAGACUCGAAGCAACAAGCCCCCUGAACCAGUCAUCAGCCAGAUCAUAGACAAACUCAAACACAUCAACCAGUUGCUGCGGCUGGUAACCGUAUCUGAGAAGCGCUGGAGAGCCCGGUCGCGGGGAGUUGGAGUUGACGGGUGGAGUGAUGAGGGGGAAGAGGGAUUCGUGAGCGGGGACUGUGACGAUGAAGAUGAGUGCACCGGAGUGUCAGGACUGGGGCCGCCACCCAGACGCAAACGGUUACGCAUCUUUGCAGACCUCGCUGAUAACCUGGCAAUGGACGACUUCACCUUCCAGGAACAGCUGCUGACCCCUCGCCUGGCCACAGCAGGGGUCGGAGGUGUCUCCUCACCUGCGGCGCCUCUGUGGAGGAGCUACCUGGUCCCGAUGCUCCCUGUGAUGCUUUCCCUGCUCCUGCUUUGUCACCACUGACCACUGCACUCCCACCACCUCUUUAACCCCUAGAAGACUUUGAGAAAUUGGACAAACUUUUUCUUAAAGUCCUGUCUCAUCAGAGGACGCAUGAACAACAAAAAAAUGCCACAUUUCUCUUUAUCUGUUUCAGCAAGAACCUGUUUUGUUUUAUUUAAAAUCGCUGGAUGUUCUUAACAAACCCAUUAAAGAACACCAGAUAAACCCAUGGCAUUGUGUAAAUAACAAACUUGCCCUCUGGUUCACUCCCUCUCGCCUCCUGCGUCCUCCACGGUUUCACACUGACUUCUGUAUAAUAACAAAGUGACGGCGUCAUGACACAGCUCAGUCAUGGACCUGCAAGUGUUGAGCUACGUUGAGAAAAAAAAAACAACAGACCUUUUAAAAAAAGCUCCCAGUCUGCAACAAGUUAUUGUCCAAAGACAGAAGUUGGAAUAAGAAGAAAACUUUUGCUGCUCUCUUCCAUGGCAGUGAAUGAUGUCCUGCCAGGCCUGGGCUUCAGCUGGGGAGCUGUUGUGCGCUCCUUGUCCUCAGAGGCUGAGGUUAAACCUUUAUUUAAACAUGCACUGUACCUUAAAUGCCCCGUUACUGCUUAAACGUCCCUCUUCCUCUCUCAUCGUUUGUGUCGUAGAGAUAGCGAAGUUAUUUCAGACUGGUUGCCUCAAGUGUUCACACUCUCACUGUCAGUGUUUGCUUUAUUUUUGAACACUGAUGAUUUUCUUUCUUUUCUUUUUUUUUUUUAGCAAAACAGCCCUACAAUUUUUAAAAAAUGAUGUUCAAGGGCUACCAUAAGAGCCUAAAUCUCUAAAUCAGCCUGACAGUUGUACAGAUGUAUGUUUUUCUGUGUUGGUGCCAUGUUUACAAAAAAAAAUGUUGAUUUGAUAUAUUUUAUGGCAUAUUUCACCAGAAUAUGUGGUUUGUUGAUUGAGUUGUUGGCUGAACUUUUUAGCGCAUUCUUUAGCACUAUGGGUGAAGCGAGGACUAAUGUGAAAUAUGUGUAAAAAAAUAUGUGUAAAUUACUUUUGUAAUGUCGGUUUGCAUCAAGCUCAUACACUCUCCAAUUCUGGCCUACGUUUAUAUUUCAUUAUUUGAUCUUUUUAUGUUUUGUUUAAACCAGAAGUUAGAUUUUUUUAUUGUUUGUUUAGUUUGGUUUGUGUGGUUAAAACUGGAGCUCCCUUGUUUAGACUGGAGGACGUGAUGGAUGUUUGGACAGACGUUAAUUAAAAGCUGAAAGUGUAUCUGUUGCUGCCACCCAGCUGACUUCACAGCUGUGAGUGGAGACUCACACCACACUCCAUGCUUUUCUCAUUUCUCAGUUUGUGGAUCCUCGAUUCCU